UUUGACUCCAGCCAUGCUCUCCUUCUCAAAGCCGCCCCUCCUGGGCCUGAGUGUGCUGCUCUUUCUGUUGCACCACUCCGCUGUUCUCUCCGAUAGUCACUUGGGGCCUUGGACCAACAGCCAGUGCCACAAAGCUUCUUUUGUUCCGGGCCACAACCUGGUGGGUCAGGGCUACGAUGUGGUCACCCUGAAGCGAAAACACCACGUGAUCGACAUGACGAAAUACCUGAAACCAGGUGGCUCCUGCAGUCUGUACCGUAACCCUCAUCAAGGCAACGUUCUGCAGAAAGUGCCCAUGGCUGUAGAGGAGUGGCGUGCAUUCAGCCACUGUAAUGUGCACCUGGACCACAGUGAACACAACUCUGUCAGCUCCCUGCUCAGGCACUACUCCAACAGUAAUGGAUGGCAGAAUGGCUUUAGUUUCCUCCCGUACGACCGGAACUAUGUGGGAACACGGUCCGAUCUGUAUAAAUUUGCUGCAGCCAAGAACCAAGAGGACUACCGCUACUUCAGCAGUCACAGACUCACCUGUAGCCAUUACAGUUACCGUUUGUUGAACCACCCGGAAAAAUACAUCAGCAGAGAAUUCUACAGUGUUUUGCAAAGGCUUCCCCAUUCCUACAGCAGCUCCACCAAAACCCAUUACAGAAGUUUCAUCAACAACUAUGGCACACAUUAUACGCACCAGGUUCAAUUUGGGGGGCAACUGAAUCGAGUCAGGGCCGCAUGUAUCUGUUCGUCCUCACUGAAUCGGCUCUCCUCACAGCAGGUGCACGACUGCUUGAAGCGGGGAAUCUCUGUUGGCCUUGGUCAUUCCGCUGUAGCUCACAUCAAGUCUUGCAACAAUGUCCUCCACAAUCAGGACUUCUCCACCACGUACAACUCCAGUCUCAGUAACCACUACACACAGGUGGUAGGUGGAAAAGGUUGGUCUGGUGAGUUUUCUCUCAUCCAUAAAGACUCCUUGGGCUACAACAAUUGGCUGAAGACCCUCACCUCCCACCCUGACGUUGUGAAGUACUCCCUGAGACCGCUGCACCAACUGGUGUCGGACUUUAAACGAAAGAUAGCCCUGAAGGCUGCUAUUGAAGAUUACCUGAGGGAAAACGCCAUCAGGCCCUGGAGCCAGGCAGGCUAUGGAGGCCAGUACCUGAACUCCCCAAAGUGCUGUUCUCGACAGGUGGACACUUCUCAGUCUUUCACAGUCGAGGUCUGGAACAGUGGCAGAUAUGAACAGAAUGCACUUCUGGUGUCAUGUGCGUUCAAUGUGAAGCAAGGGACACACACUCAGAGCUGUCCUAGCCUGAACGGGCACGUCGUGUUCAAGUACACUCUGACCUGCGACCAGUACUACACUGGAAACCAGUGCAACCAACAAUACAGACCAGUUAUUAAUUGAGGAACACGUGAACGCGCGUGUCGCUGGCUUUCCUUUUUAUGCUGAUAUCACAUCUGCUGAUUACUUUCUUUAAGUUGUCAUUGAACACAAUAUAUGGUUUCUUUAAAAACAUUUGAAAUCAAUGUUGUUUUUGUGGCAGUAGGGUUAAAGGUAAAGGGUUUAUUUACUGCAGGAAUUUGAUCGUGGUUGAAAAGAAUAGGCUUCUGUUUUACACCUGGUUUUAUCAACAUUACUGAUUCAUUGGUUGUUUUUUACGGUUACGGUUUAAAUCUUUCUAAAUGUCUGCUGUAACUACGACAUUGUUCUGUCCCUUCUAAAGCAAAUAAAAGCAAAGGAAACCUGA
Pseudoliparis swirei is the source of this 1742-nucleotide messenger RNA. RefSeq names its product perforin-1-like. The record is from RefSeq and is a predicted model, not a curated record. Lineage: Eukaryota; Metazoa; Chordata; Actinopteri; Perciformes; Liparidae. The transcript has 8 exons. The coding region runs from base 14 to 1399 and encodes 461 amino acids.